Kluyveromyces lactis is the source of this 1182-nucleotide messenger RNA. RefSeq names its product Rox1p (gene ROX1). The record is from RefSeq and is a predicted model, not a curated record. The transcript has a single exon. Bases 1 to 1182 code for a protein of 393 amino acids. Gene Ontology annotation, molecular function: RNA polymerase II cis-regulatory region sequence-specific DNA binding; DNA-binding transcription factor activity, RNA polymerase II-specific. Lineage: Eukaryota; Fungi; Ascomycota; Saccharomycetes; Saccharomycetales; Saccharomycetaceae. Gene Ontology annotation, biological process: anatomical structure morphogenesis; negative regulation of transcription by RNA polymerase II; cell differentiation.
AUGAGUCUGUCGGUUUGUCAUAGACAGUUUGAAAAAACACAUAAAAGUAACGUUCGGGAAAUAGGGAAAAAAAGACGUACAACGAGGAUUAAGGCUUUAACCAUUCUUAAAAAAUACCAUAUUCCAAGAUCUAUGCCAAGGAGAAAGCUACCCUCCAUUCUGCAACUGAUUGAUGAAUUCAAUGAUGUGGACGCUGAUGCUGAUGCUGAUGUUAAUGCAAAUCGGGACGAAAAUGAUGAAAAUACGACCGGAUUUACUCCAUCUACAGGCCGCUCUGCAAAUCUUUCACAACAGGCCGAGAAAAAUCCAGAAAGUUUCAAUAAGAGGCAGCGGAUAAGUCGGAUUGAUCAUAGCGGUCAAGAUAUUGGUGUGCCGUAUUAUUCUACUAUGUCGCCUCCUCCUUUUGGGCCAUUUCCGGGUACUAUGUCGAUGCCCGUGAAUUUUAACAUGGGUCUCUUUCAACAGCAACCAAAUCUAAUGUACAUUCCAGCACAACCCAAUUUCAUCGUCAGUUAUCCCUAUCCACCGGCCCAGCAGGCAUACUAUACUAAUCCAAAUAUGGUUCUUUUACCAGGACAACAAUUGCAAGGCCAACAGCAAUAUACUCCCAAUAGUAGAAAAGCCUUGUCUCUACCCACAUUAGAUACUAGUUUUCACAAUAGGCCAAACUUCCCGCAAGACCGAUUCAACCAUAAAAGCUCGAGUAUGAGUAAUAUCUCGAUUGAUCCCCAGCGCAUGAGAAAUGAAUUGCACUAUGAUUACGAGGAAAAAGCAAUAGAGACCGAUUCAAAUUAUAGCAAGAGCCCUGAUUCCGAUCUGCGGCGACCACAACAGCAGCAUAUACCGAGACCACGUAACGCAUUCAUUUUAUUUAGACAACAUUGGCACCAGCAAGUUUUCGACCAAGAGAAAGAGAAGAUUACUACCGAUACUAGCCAAGGCACUUCAAAGUUGGGUUCAUUUAAAGCCAAUUCUCAAGCGUCAAGAGAUAUUGGCCGUAAGUGGAGAUCUUUGCCAGAUUCGGAGAAGAAGUACUGGUUGGAUCUAGCCAAACAGGAGAAAGAAGCACACAAGAAAAAGUAUCCUGAUUACAAAUAUCUCCCGACAAGAAAGGCAUUGAGAAACUCUGGUUCUAGUCCGACUUCCAGUUCGACGCAAGAGCAAUCCCCAAAAUCAAACUAA